Messenger RNA from Pseudovirgaria hyperparasitica, 1347 nucleotides. Its product is annotated as putative endo-1,4-beta-xylanase. Gene Ontology annotation, molecular function: cellulose binding; hydrolase activity, hydrolyzing O-glycosyl compounds. The coding region runs from base 43 to 1245 and encodes 400 amino acids. Gene Ontology annotation, biological process: carbohydrate metabolic process. Gene Ontology annotation, cellular component: extracellular region. The transcript has a single exon. NCBI's taxonomy places the organism in Eukaryota, Fungi, Ascomycota, Dothideomycetes, Acrospermales, Acrospermaceae. The record is from RefSeq and is a predicted model, not a curated record.
UGUAAAUUUUUCUUCCUCAUCGCGAUAGCUGAUUAUAUCAAGAUGUUCAUUCUCAAACUCUCUCUCUUCGCUUUGGCUGCCGUGACGACACUUGCAGCAGACGGCCUAAACAUACGAGCCAAAGCAGCUGGCAAGCUCUACUUUGGUAGUGCGACAGACAAUGGCGAGCUAAAUGACGUUCCUUAUACUAAAACGCUCAGUAAUACUUCGGACUUUGGACAGAUCACCCCUGGCAACUCUAUGAAAUGGGAUGCAACUGAGAAGUCUCGCAAUGUCUUCAGCUAUGCGAAUGGUGACUCGAUUGUCUCUCUCGCAGCAGGUAACGGUCAGCUUCUGCGCUGUCAUACACUUGUCUGGCACUCCCAGCUUCCCAGCUGGAUUUCAUCCGGAGACUUCGACAACGCUACCCUCGUAAGCAUCAUGCGGAACCACGUCACGAAUCUGGUCACACAUUGGAAGGGCAAGUGCUACGCAUGGGACGUCGUCAAUGAAGCACUUAAUGAGGACGGCACAUAUCGUACCUCUGUAUUCUACAAUACCAUCGGCCCAGCGUUCAUCCCGAUUGCCUUCGCAGCUGCCGCUGCCGCCGACCCCUCUGCGAAACUAUACUACAACGACUACAACCUCGAGUCCGCAGGUGCAAAGUCCAAAGCAGCAGCAAACAUCGUGAAGCAGGUUCAAUCAUACGGCGCCAAGAUUGACGGCGUUGGCGCUCAAGCACACCUUAUCGUCGGCAGUGUCGGAUCAGCUUCCUCCCUGCAAUCCAAUAUCCAGAGUUUUACAAGCCUCGGCGUCGAAUUUGCAUACACUGAGCUCGACAUUCGUUCUACAACACCCAUGUCAGACUCCACAAAGGCGCAACAAGCUUCCGACUAUGCCGCUGUCACCACCGCGUGCAAGAACGUUGCAAAAUGCGUCGGCAUCACAAUCUGGGACUAUACAGACAAGUACAGUUGGAUUCCCUCUGUCUUUGCAGGGCAAGGUGAAGCUCUCCCAUGGGAUCUCAACUUUGUGAAAAAGGCGGCUUAUACUGCAAUACUGAAUGCGUGGGGCACAGCGCCAAGUGGAGGAUCGAGUCCUACUGUCGUGGUCCCAUCUAAUACAAAGACAAGCGCCAUUGGAAGUCCAACUGCAAUAGCGGCGCGGUAUGCACAAUGUGGUGGUAGUGGGUAUACUGGACCGACACAGUGUGCAAUUCCUUGGACAUGUAUACAGCAGAAUGAGUGGUUUUACCAGUGUUUAUGAGACCGACGUUUCGGGAUAUUAGCUUGAAUAUUUCUCUCCGAUCUGGCCAUACUAGCUUUUGUUCGGAUGGCUAUCGCAAAUAUAACAUCCUCAAGGAGGAGA